AUGUCAGAACAACAAAUCAUCACAUUAUUCAAGCUUGCUGCUACUGCACCAGAAGCAAAUGUUAGAGAAGAAGCAUCAAACAAUUUAAAGAAUAUAGUAAAGGUUCAAGGUGGACUUAUUUCCUUGCUUCAAUUGAUCGAUACACAACAAGACUCAUUUAUUAAACAAUUGGGUGCUAUCUACUUUAAGAAUCAUGUUAAAGAGAAUUGGAAAAAGGGAGAUCAAGUAGAUUAUCCAAUUUAUCCAUCGGACAAGGAAACAAUCAAAGCAAGUAUGGUAGAACUCAUUCUUCGUACACAACAAGCAAAUGUAAAGAGUCAACUGAUUGAAGCUAUGAACAUUAUUGGUGAAGCAGAGUUUCCAAUCAAUUGGCCAUCACUUUUGGGUGAUAUCAUGAACAAGAUCUCUUCAACCACCGACUACAACACCAUCAAUACUCUUUUGGAAAUCUUGAAUACUCUUUUAUGCAAAUAUCGUCCACUUGCCUCUGAUAAACAGGUAUUACUUGAACUUCGUGAGAUUCUUGAUACUUUACCAAAACCAUAUUUAGAGUUAUUUAACAAAACUGGAAAUUUAAUCAAACAAUCAGGAGCAAACUUUACACAAGAACAAGCCAAAUCAUUAUUUACAUCGGUUCAUUUACAAUUGGAGAUUUUCUUAUCAAUGAGUUCUGUCGAUUUACCAGAGUUCUUUGAAGAUAACCUUGAAACCUUUUCAACAGACUUUUUAUACUAUCUUAAUUAUAGAUCAACUAAUCCAGGUUUAAUUAAUUCAAAGAGUGACGAAGAACCAUCAUUAUUAAAUCAAGUCCAUACAAGUGUUUGUGAUAUUGUUAAUUUAUAUAUUGGAGUGUAUGAUGAUGAAUUUUCACAAUACCUCGAUCCAUUUGUAAGAGGUGUAUGGGAAUUAUUAUCACAAACACCAAAUGAAGUUAGAUAUGAUUCUUUAACAUAUUCAGCAAUUAAAUUUAUUGGAUCUGUUAGUAUGAGUAUUCGUCACAGUUUAUUUGCAGAGGAAGGAACACUUAGACAAAUCUGUUCACAUAUUGUUGCACCAAACAUCAAGCUUAGAGAAUCCGAUGUUGAGUUGUUUGAAGACAACCAAACGGAAUACAUUCGUCGUGAUAUCGAGGGUAGUGACAGUGACACUCGUCGUCGUGCCUCUAUCGAGUUGGUCAAGGGUUUGAGAAAGUACUAUGAACAAAAGGUGACACAAAUGUUGUCGGUUGACAUUAACAACCUUUUGGCCGAAUACCGUGCCAAUCCAGCUGCCAACUGGGCAUCCAAGGACAGCGCCAUCUUCCUCGUCACUGCACUCGCCGUCAAGUCAGACUCUGGUACUGCCACUGCCAACGCACUCGUUCCAAUCGUCCAGUUUUUCGAGACAGAGAUUGUACCAGAGAUUACCAAUGCCGCCACAACCAACCCUAUCUUGUUGGCCGAUUGUCUCAAGUUUAUCACCAUUUUCCGUACCCAAUUGCCAAACUUUGAAGCCAUCACCAAGUUGGUUGCUCCAUGUUUGACCAAUCCCAACUAUGUCAUUCACACCUAUGCCGCCACCUGUAUCGACCGUCUUUUGACUGUACGUGACCCUACCACCAAACAACCACGUCUCUCUGUCGCCUUUGUAUUGCAAAAUGUUGGUGAUUUCUUGCGUCUUCUCAUUGGUGUGUUGGGAUUCCCAGAGUCACGUCAAAACGAACGUGUUAUGCGUACUGUUGUCCGUAUCGUCUUGAUGCUCAUUGGCAAGAUUGAUCUCCAAUUGACCGUCGAUCUACUCCAAAAAUUCACUUCGAUUGUCGUCGCCGAGGCUGACAACCCCACCAACCACACCUUUAACCAUUAUUGUUUCGAAGCUAUUGGAUCUCUCCUCAAGUCGUUUGCCGACCGUCCCGAAGCCUUUACCAUUGUCACUCCACUCAUUUCACUCGUCCUCUCCAAGGAUGUCCAAGAGUUUACCCCAUACACCUUCCAAUUGCUCUCUAUCCUCGUCGAAAAUGCUCCACCACAAAACCUCCAAACCUACCGUGACCUCUUGGCCCCACUCUACCAUCCAAACCUCUUUAAGAACCAAGCCAACAUCCCACCACUUGUCCGUCUCUACCAAGCAUUCUUUAAAAAGGACGGUGCCUUUGUCGUCGAAAAGGGUCACAUUGAACCAAUCCUUGGUGUCUUCCGUCUUCUCAUUGCCUCUCCCAUCAAUGAUCAUGAAGGUUUUUAUAUCGUUGAAUCAAUUGUUGAAAAUUUACCAUUUGCAUUGUAUGAAAAUUAUAUGAAACCAAUUUUUGAAAUCAUUUUGGAAAGAGUAUCAAAACACAAGACUGAAAAAUUAUUAAGAUGUUUUAUUAUUUUCCUUGGGUUGGUGAUUCACAAGUUAUCGAUUCAAAAGACUAUUGAAACCAUCAACAAGAUUAGAGUUGGAUUAUGGGCUGAUAUCAUUGCCAAGGUUUGGAUUGUCACCUCUGACAAGGUUACUGGAAAGAUUGAAAAGAAGAUCUUGUCAGUUGCCAUGACUCAAAUGCUUUGUAGCUCUGAGAUGUACACCUCCAUUCAAGAUGCUUGGGUUCAUAUCCUCGAUUGUCAAUACAAGCUGUUGAAUGAAGAGGAAGCUGGUGGUGCAUCCAACGGUGAGGCUGGUGUAGCCAAUGAAGAUCAACAAGAAGCUAUCGAAUCGGCUGAAGGUUACGUACCAUCAUUUGCUCAACUCCAAUUCACCAAAAAGCCAGAUACCGAUCCAGUUGCUGAAAUCUCUGAUUACAAAACCUAUUUUGCUCAACACGUCAAACCACUCUACCAACAACAUUCUGCUCAAAUCAAUCAAUUAUUACAAAAAUGUCAAAAUGAUAAACAAACAGAUACUACAACUACAACUACAACUACAACUAUACCUCCUAAUUUACUUAAAAAAAAUAUAACAAAUUAUGAAAUCAAUUUUUCAUAA
Molecule: messenger RNA, 2940 nt
Organism: Cavenderia fasciculata
Lineage: Eukaryota; Evosea; Eumycetozoa; Acytosteliales; Cavenderiaceae
Exons: 8
Coding region: 1-2940 (979 amino acids)
Biological process (GO): protein export from nucleus; protein import into nucleus
Cellular component (GO): nuclear envelope; cytosol
Molecular function (GO): small GTPase binding; nuclear export signal receptor activity
Source: RefSeq, a predicted model, not a curated record